CUUACGGUUACAGUGCCUUAAAACUAAAAUAUUUCGGUAAUAGAAGUCAGGGUUACAAAAUAAUAUCACACAUGUGAUGAUAAGAAAAUGCCGUUGGAUUUUAAGAUUUGGACAACUGAUAUUUAUACAUUAAAUCUCUAAUUAUAAUUCAAAUUCGAUUAUUCGAAUUGUCGUAGCAUCCCUAACCCUAUGUUGCUGUCAAAAAACCAGUCUAAUCAAAGAUUACAAUAUUUGAACAAACAAAAUUUUUAUUUUUUGUGGUGUUUGUUGUGUGCCUGCAUUUUAAAAUAAAAUUGGUGACACGAUGAGUAGUUGUUUUAUUAUGAAAAUAUAAUAACUUUGCUAUGAAUGCAUCAAUUGAAAAAAAUACACAUUCUCUUACUCGACCGGAAAUCAUAGGUUACAUGAGUGUUGAUGUCUCUCGAGAAUACCACUCUAAUUUGUCUCAAUUAAAAUAUCUUGAUUAUGUUCCAAGAGGAAAAAUCCACUUGGAUCUGAACCACGGUAUAGAGAAAGCUGUCAAAAGAACUACUGAUGACAACGGCGAAAAAAUAACGCUUCUAUUAAAGUUCCUAAAAAAUAAUAUUCAUUAUGUAACACAGGAUGAAAUUGGCUGGAGAUUUAUAACAUACAGACGAACUUUAAUUAGUGUGAUGUGCAAUGCUUUUAACAAUACACAUGUUAAAAUUAUGGCUAGUUUAUUCAAUAACUCCAUUUACUUGUGCUCUCUUGAAACACCCACCGAAAUGCAUAACAGAUUGUCUCUUAAUGGUCGGUUUUGUGCAUGGGGUUAUAAAUUUGAACAAUACCUGCUAAGCGAUCUGCCUGGUAUACAUCAGAAUAUUGAGAAACCAGUUAUAGAAAAUGAAGAGUUUUCAUUAUUCUAUAAAGCUUGUUUAGGUGACCACAAAUUAUUAUAUGGUGCACAAAUAGAUGGCUUACUUGUCACCAAUGGUACAGUACAUCCACCAAACACAACUGAUUUUCAGAUGAAUUUGAAUUAUCUUAAACAAAAUUCCUAUGUUGAAUUAAAAACAAACAGACUGUUAGAAAAUCCGCGACAAGAACACAAUUUUAAGUAUGUACUUACUUUGAAUAUAAUAAGCAUAAAAAUUGCUUUAAAAUAAAUAUAUAUACUGUUCAAAGACAUAUGUAAUACUUAUUGUCUGUAAUAAUGAACAAAUUUAUUCCAGAAAAUACAAAAUGUUAAGAUGUUGGUGUCAGUGUUACUUGGCAAAUUUAAAUGGUUUAUUAGUAGGAUAUCGAGAUGACAAUGGCAUUGUUACAAAAUUAAAUUACUUUAAAACUGAAGACAUUCCCAAAUAUUGCAGGGUAAGGAUAGAAAAAUUUCAGAAAAUGUAGAUAGUGUCUGGUAGAAAUCUACCUAUAUCUAUAAUUUUU
Molecule: messenger RNA, 1401 nt
Organism: Diatraea saccharalis (sugarcane borer)
Lineage: Eukaryota; Metazoa; Arthropoda; Insecta; Lepidoptera; Crambidae
Source: the annotation of a GenBank genome assembly